This is a messenger RNA of Guillardia theta CCMP2712, 900 nucleotides long. RefSeq lists its product as hypothetical. Lineage: Eukaryota; Cryptophyceae; Pyrenomonadales; Geminigeraceae. The transcript has 3 exons. Gene Ontology annotation, biological process: regulation of peptide transport. The annotation marks the transcript as partial. The record is from RefSeq and is a predicted model, not a curated record.
UCCCACAAGAGCUGCCAAUAUGGCAGGCUCUAUGGACAUAUCUUGCGCACAGUGAGCUACUCCAUGCUCCUGUGUCCUUGUUUGCUGCCGUGCUUCUGAUUUUUGCUCUCUCUCUUACACCUCCAUCCUCUCUCCUCGCGAUCCUUCCUCUCUGUUUCGUGACUCCGAUCAACACUCAACCAUCCCUUCCCGCACAGAGACUCGCGAUCCCUUGCCCUCGACUCGCAUUGAUCGAGGCACUGCAUUUUGAGGGAUGGCGCACCACAAAUGCUCAAAGAAAUUCCUCGGUAUCUUGUGCAUAGCCGGAGUUGUUGUCAUGUGGGUCGGGUCGUCUGAGCUUAUCCAGAUCAUUUUUGAUGAUCGGAAUUUCGCGAGACCAUUCUUCCUGACUUACUUCUCAACGUCGCUAUUCUGCAUCUACCUCCUGGGUUUCUUGUUUUUAUCUUCGUGGCGCAAUGGAAACAAGGCUCCAUCCACCGAUGGCAGUUCAACAAUAGAGGAGAGCCGUGCUAUGUUGCUGGAUUCAGCUGCCACGGAGGAGGAUGCGUUGCCGCCGGCAACUAAGCAUGAAUCCCCGCAAGGAUUCAAGACCGGUUGGCAGACGGCAAUGCUUGCAGUCCAGUUCGUUCCCCUUUGGUUUGCUGCAAACUGGACUUUCAAUGCAAGUCUAUGCACGAAGUGUGGAACAGGAACGACGGUUGCAUCAAGUACAGUCAUAAGCUCUUCAUCGUCGUUCUUCACGUUGAUAAUGUCAGCGUUGGUUCUGAAAGAACAUCUUUCUUGGGUCUUUGACUAUGUCGAGUUAAUGUUAAAUGAUUUCUAUCUUCUGCAGAUCAAAUUUUUAUCAGUUCUGAUGAGUUGUGGUGGAGUGGUACUAGUGACGGAGUUUGAUGAGGGUUC